This is a messenger RNA of Folsomia candida, 1001 nucleotides long. Its product is annotated as caffeoyl-CoA O-methyltransferase. Gene Ontology annotation, molecular function: S-adenosylmethionine-dependent methyltransferase activity; O-methyltransferase activity. The record is from RefSeq and is a predicted model, not a curated record. The transcript is spliced from 4 exons. NCBI's taxonomy places the organism in Eukaryota, Metazoa, Arthropoda, Collembola, Entomobryomorpha, Isotomidae. Bases 61 to 888 code for a protein of 275 amino acids.
AGACGCACAGACUUGCAUACUCCUCAACGACAAGUUGCCAAAUUUGAGAAACCCUGCAAAAUGACGACAUUGCCUAAAAAUCCGUCCGAACUGGAAGAAGUUGAAUACACGGGCUCCCCGUUGGAACGGAUGGCUGCUUGCCUCGCCGAAAUUUUGGCGGACAACAAAAAUCCCGCCAUUACCGACAAAUUGAAGUAUUGUCACACUCUCGCAGUCGGGAUUGAAAAGUAUGUCGACGCCUUAAGCACGCCACACACUCCGCUCGAGGAGAAAGUCUUUCAAGACACGGCCAACGAAGAUUGGGCGACAAGAUUUAAAGAAGGCUUGGUCUCCUUCAUCCCUCCAAAAGCGAUGAUGACGGACCAACCAGAAGCCGCUUUUUUGAGGGUGAUCACCCAACUCACGAGGGCAGAGAGGAUUCUAGAGAUAGGAAUGUUCACGGGGCAUUCUGCGAUUUCCUUUGCCGUGUCAAAGCUCGUGAAAGAAGUCGUUUGUCUCGAUGUGGAACCAUUUUUUGAAACCUUUCUAAAAAAGAGGGUCCAAGGGACAGAAUUGGAGAAGAAGGUGACGGUCGUGCUUGGUCCGGCAAUGGAAUCCUUGCAGGACUUAAAAAACAAAGGCCAAAAAUUCGACAUUGUCUUCAUUGACGCAGAUAAAACAAAUUACCUCAAUUAUUACAAGACGAUCAUGGACUCUGGGCUUUUGUCGGAAAGGGGAAUAUUUUUAAUUGACAACGCCUUCUGGGGAGGUAGCGUCAUUCCCGGUUUAAACGGCGGGUUGGGUUCAACUAUUCACGAAUUUAAUGAAUUUGUCGCCCAGGACAAUAGGGUUGAACAAGUCGUGGUUCCAAUUAGGGAUGGCGUAUCCAUAAUUGUUCAGAAACAGUAAAUCAAUUUUUACUAAAAAAUACAUUAAUAAGAAAUUGUUAGUCAUAAAUUUAUGUGAAAAAUUGGUUCACUAAAUUUAUUGUCAUUCAACAUUCUGACAUUCUGAUAUUAAUA